This is a messenger RNA of Alternaria atra, 1518 nucleotides long. RefSeq lists its product as uncharacterized. The transcript is spliced from 4 exons. Gene Ontology annotation, biological process: carbohydrate transport; transmembrane transport. Gene Ontology annotation, molecular function: carbohydrate:proton symporter activity. Gene Ontology annotation, cellular component: membrane. NCBI's taxonomy places the organism in Eukaryota, Fungi, Ascomycota, Dothideomycetes, Pleosporales, Pleosporaceae. Bases 1 to 1518 code for a protein of 505 amino acids. The record is from RefSeq and is a predicted model, not a curated record.
AUGGCUAUCUCUAAGUCGCAGAAUGGAGCCAACGAUGACCUGCUCGUUGUCUUGCCUGACAGCAAGCCAUGGUACACGAAAUCACAUCUCAUCAAGCUGCACUUCUGCAUCUUGUCCUUGUCGUUGUUUUCUUCCGCCAACGGCUAUGACGGGAGUCUCAUGAACGGACUGCAGGCACUACCUCGAUGGGACUCGUUCAUGGAAACUCCAGCCGGUGCUUGGUUGGGCUUUUUGAAUGCCAUCUACUGGCUUGGGAUGGGCCUGUCUUACCCCUUGACUGCGUUUGUGGCCAACAAGUACGGACGCAAACUUGGAGUAUACAUUGGCUACGUCUUUCUAUUCGCAGGAUCCCUGAUUGUUCUGAGCGACAACAACAUUGCAUUCGUGCUAUCUCGGUUCCUUGUUGGUUGCGCUUCGGCCUGGUUCGGAAACGCUGUUCCUCUCCUCAUUAACGAAAUCUCUCACCCGGUCUACAGGGGCAUCCUGAGCGCUCUCUUCAUGUGCGGAUGGUAUGUGGGCGGUACUAUUGCUGCAUUUGUUACUUUUGGUACUCGCAAUGUUGAGAGUGACUGGGCGUGGCGGAUCCCAUCUAUCAUGCAGUUGCUGCUGCCCUUGAUCGCACUACCUGGACUUCUGAUGACGCCUGAGAGCCCUCGCUGGCUUGUAUCUGUCGAUAGAAGCGAACAGGCUCGUACAAUUUUGACAACGUAUCAUGCUGGCGGCGACUCCGCAUCGGCUUUAGUUGAGUAUGAGAUGAUCGAAAUCACAGCUGCCAUCCGCCUCGAUUCAACACUGAAGGACGCAAGCUACACAGAUCUGUUCAAGACAGUAGGCAACCGACGCCGCCUGUUCAUAUCGGUAUCUCUUGGUAUCUUCUCCCAGUGGUGCGGCAACGGUGUUGUUUCGUACUACCUUGCGAUUGUCCUCAGAACUGUAGGCAUCACAAGUGUCACACACCAGACGUUAAUUGCUGGUCUUCUGCAAGUAUGGAAUCUCUUCUUUGCAGUAGGCGCUGCACUUAGUGUCGACCGACUGGGACGCCGCCCCCUCUUCUUAGCUUCAGCAGGCGUCAUGCUCGUGGCGUACAUCCUUGUGACAGCCCUCAGCGGUGCAUUUGCAGAAUCUGGCAGUCCUUCCACAGGUAUUGCUGUCAUCCCCUUCCUGUUCAUCUUCUUCGCUGGCUACGACAUUGCUCUGCUCCGCUCUCACGGUCUGACUGUCACCUGGAUCACAGUAGUAGUCGCCAACUUCUUCAACACCUUUGUUAACCCUAUUGCCCUCGAAGCAAUUGGCUGGAAGUACUAUUUUGUCUUCAUUGUUGUGCUUGUCGCAAUGGGAUUGACAGUGUAUUUCUACUACCCAGAAACCCGUGGCUACACUCUGGAGCACAUGGCAGUCAUUUUCGAUGGCGAUGAUGCAGCGCCCUCGUCUGAGGAAACGGCUGGGAGGGCAUCAAGCGUAGUCUCAAUCUCGGAAAAGAAGAACAACAUCACGAGUGCGCACGAGGAGAAGGUUUGA